Molecule: messenger RNA, 993 nt
Organism: Pongo pygmaeus (Bornean orangutan)
Lineage: Eukaryota; Metazoa; Chordata; Mammalia; Primates; Hominidae
Gene: SNF8
Product: SNF8 subunit of ESCRT-II
Exons: 8
Coding region: 110-886 (258 amino acids)
Biological process (GO): protein transport to vacuole involved in ubiquitin-dependent protein catabolic process via the multivesicular body sorting pathway
Cellular component (GO): ESCRT II complex
Source: RefSeq, a predicted model, not a curated record
UGCAGAUGACGCGCGGCUCGGGCUUCCGCCUUGGGGAGCCGGCGGCGGAGUCCGGGACGCGGAGAUCUGGGGUCCCGGCAGCUGGGCGGCCCGCGGGCCCAGGGUGGGGAUGCACCGCCGCGGGGUGGGAGCUGGCGCCAUCGCCAAGAAGAAACUUGCAGAGGCCAAGUAUAAGGAGCGAGGGACGGUCUUGGCUGAGGACCAGCUAGCCCAGAUGUCAAAGCAGUUGGACAUGUUCAAGACCAACCUGGAGGAAUUUGCCAGCAAACACAAGCAGGAGAUCCGGAAGAAUCCUGAGUUCCGUGUGCAGUUCCAGGACAUGUGUGCAACCAUUGGUGUGGAUCCACUGGCCUCUGGAAAAGGAUUUUGGUCUGAGAUGCUGGGCGUGGGGGACUUCUAUUACGAACUAGGUGUCCAAAUUAUCGAAGUGUGCCUGGCGCUGAAGCAUCGGAAUGGAGGUCUGAUAACUUUGGAGGAACUACAUCAACAGGUGUUGAAGGGAAGGGGCAAGUUCGCCCAGGAUGUCAGUCAAGAUGACCUGAUCAGAGCCAUCAAGAAACUAAAGGCACUUGGCACUGGCUUCGGCAUCAUCCCUGUGGGCGGCACUUACCUCAUUCAGUCUGUUCCAGCUGAGCUCAAUAUGGAUCACACCGUGGUGCUGCAGCUGGCAGAGAAGAAUGGCUACGUGACUGUCAGUGAGAUCAAAGCCAGUCUUAAUUGGGAGACCGAGCGAGCGCGGCAAGUGCUGGAACACCUGCUGAAGGAAGGGUUGGCGUGGCUGGACUUACAGGCCCCAGGGGAGGCCCACUACUGGCUGCCAGCUCUCUUCACUGACCUCUACUCCCAGGAGAUUACAGCUGAGGAGGCCAGAGAAGCCCUCCCCUGACUGCGUGUGGAAGGGCACACAGCAGCAGGCAGGGAGGAGGAGGUGGUGGCAAAUAAACCUGGGCAGUUUUGUUUAUAAAAAAAAAAAAUAGAAAAAAGUUCCAAGUU